AUAGUGACCAGUUCGUGCUUGUACUCAAACCAAAAUAUUCAGUAUUCAGAACAUUCCAUAUAUUCCUAAUUAUUAACUAUUUACUAUUUACUAAAACAUAACAAAUAUCUUUAAAUUCGUAUCUCAAAUAUGGAAGGAAACCCAGUAAGCCCUGUAAAUAUCAGUGAUUUUGUACCUGGAUUAAAUGGAACAAUAGUAAAUAAAAUUAUAACUCAUGCCUUGACAACUAUUGGUCCUCAAUUUGCACAUCAACAGAUGCGAUAUACUAAUCAAACAGUUGCUGAUAAAGUACCUCCAGAAAUGCUACAUUUAAUUGAUCCUCAUUGGUAUCAAUUUCCACCUUUGGAUCCAUUGUGGCAUAAAAUAUUAGGUUUAGUUAUGAUUGUUCUUGGAGUUUUAGGAUGGUCUGGAAAUGGUGUUGUAGUAUAUGUAUUUCUGAUGACACCAUCAUUAAGAACACCUAGUAAUUUACUUGUGGUAAACUUGGCUUUCUCAGACUUUAUAAUGAUGGUUAUAAUGUCUCCACCUAUGGUAAUCAAUUGUUAUUAUGAAACUUGGAUUCUAGGAACCUUAAUGUGUGAUAUAUAUGCUAUGGUUGGUUCUCUAUGUGGAUGUGCUUCUAUAUGGACAAUGACUGCUGUUGCUUUAGAUCGAUAUAAUGUUAUAGUAAAGGGUAUGUCAGGUACACCUCUAACUAUUAAAAGAGCUUUGCUACAAAUUGUCAUUAUAUGGUUAUUUGGGUUGUUAUGGACGAUUUUACCAAUGGUAGGAUGGAAUAGGUAUGUACCAGAAGGUAAUAUGACAGCAUGUGGUACAGAUUAUCUUUCCAAAGAUUGGGGAUCAAAGUCUUAUAUAUUGGUGUAUUCAGUGUUUGUUUAUUAUCUACCAUUGUUUACCAUCAUUUAUAGUUAUUAUUUCAUUGUAUCUGCUGUAGCAGCUCAUGAAAGAGCUAUGAAAGAACAAGCAAAGAAGAUGAAUGUUGCUUCCUUAAGAUCUGGUGAUAAUCAAAAUACUAGUGCUGAAGCAAAAUUAGCAAAGGUAGCUUUAACAACAAUAUCAUUAUGGUUUAUGGCUUGGACACCAUAUUUGGUAAUAAAUUAUAUGGGUAUAUUUAAUGGGUCAAAAAUUAGUCCACUUUUUACUAUUUGGGGUUCUCUCUUUGCUAAGGCCAAUGCAAUAUAUAAUCCUAUUGUAUAUGGAAUAAGCCAUCCAAAGUAUAGAGCAGCAUUAAAAGAAAAACUACCAUUCCUUGUAUGUGGGUCAACAGAGGAACCUGCAGCAUCUGCAGGAAAUGCUGAAACAUCUUCUACUACAACGGCGAGUGGAAAAGCAUAAUUUUUCUUUAUUAUUAAUAUUCUUUAAUUUUCUUCUUAAAGUAGAACAGUAUAAAUAAACUUUUAGAAAUUUAAUAAUAUGUUAAUAUCAAAAUUUAAUAUAAUUUAUUGAUAAUUGUGUAAAAAAGUAUUAAUUAUGAAAUAAUUACUAUUGUUAUUUCAAAAUAAAUAAUUCAGUGCAUGAUUAUUAUUUCUGUAAUUUAUUUGAAAACAAAAUACACUAAUAUGGUAAAUUAUUGAAAGGUAUAUUUUUUAUCAGUUAUUUUUAACUUAAUAAUAACAAACGAGUAAUGCUGCUUGCAUGAUUUAUUUAAUUUUACAAAAUUAAGUACAGAUAUGACGCUAUCGCUAUGUUUUGGCACGCUGACUAAUCUUGUAAUCAUAGAGCCAAUACCUGCUAUACCAAAGUGACCAUGUAUACCACUAUAUUAUAAAAUGCACAAAAUUAUAAUUCAAUCUAUUAAUCAAUUGUAAAUGAUUCACAUUGUGGUGAAAUAUGAAUCAUAAAAUUAAUCAUAGAUGUAUUCAAAGAUUGCUCAUUUUAUGUUGUGUACACAGUGAUAUCAUGUAUGUUAUUGGUACAGGUUUUGUUUAUAAAUCUCCUUCUAGAUGUUAAAUAGAAUCAAUUAGUUCACCUGUGUUCACUAUAGAUCCCUGUUGUUUCUAUUUUUUUUAACAUUACAUAUAUCACAUGGAAGUCCUUGUUUAGAACACAUAAAUAUGGCUGCCCCAGUUAUUAAAUUAUUAAAUAUUAUAUUCAUUCUGAUGAUAUUAAUAUUUGCAUUUUAGUAUAAUGUUAAUUUAGAAAUUUAGAAAAUGGCAGCAUUUUACAAUUCUUUCCUUAUGCCGAAGCUUUCUCGCCUUCAGGGACUGUGGUAAUACCAGAUGCAGUAGAUGUUGCAUCCGUAUGGGGUGCUUGCUCAUUGGUACAAGCCAAAGAUGGGAACCUUUGGAAGAGAGCGGCUCGGUAUUUAGGAUGGCUGGAAUCAUUAAAAAGAAAUAAAAAAAUUUCUAAUAAAAUGACAUGUUAAAGAACAAAUGAUUUACCUGAUACCAUAAACAAUAGGAUUAUAUACAGCAUUUGCUUUUGC
Messenger RNA from Vespula pensylvanica (western yellowjacket), 2425 nucleotides. RefSeq names its product rhodopsin-like (gene Lop2). The record is from RefSeq and is a predicted model, not a curated record. Gene Ontology annotation, cellular component: membrane. Gene Ontology annotation, molecular function: G protein-coupled receptor activity. Gene Ontology annotation, biological process: phototransduction; G protein-coupled receptor signaling pathway; visual perception. The transcript is spliced from 10 exons. Lineage: Eukaryota; Metazoa; Arthropoda; Insecta; Hymenoptera; Vespidae. The coding region runs from base 130 to 1335 and encodes 401 amino acids.